UCGCAAGCUUUCCUCCCCUAUUUAUUUCCUCUCUCCUCCUCACUGUCCCUCCUCGUCGCGUGCAUCUCUCCUCGUAUAUUCCGGUCCCAAUCUCCAACCCCCUCCUCAAAUCCCGACCCAGCCCGACACAAAUCCGCGCCCCUAAUCCCGAUUCCGCUGCCAGAAUCCAACCUCGCGCCGUCCUCUUUCAGCGAUUCGAGGAUUACUGAGCCGAUUUGGGCCCGGAGAUCGUGUCUUUCUUGGUGUUCUUGGAGCCAAGCCGUGAUUUGUGGUCACAAUUGGGGGGUGGAGCACGAUCUUUUUUGUGGAAGUUUGGAUUUUUGGUUGGAGAUUGUUGGGAGGUCUGGUCGCGGGGAGGUUUUUGUCCGGAAAGCCGGGUUUUUUCGCCGGAGGAACGGGUUACUUUGACCGCCGGUGAUGGUGGCGAGGAUGAUGCGGUGGCCGCGGCCGCCGCCAGCGCGGAAUUUUCAUGUACGGCUGGUGGUGCGGCGGGCGGAGGGGCUGCGGCCACCUCCUGCGCCCCUCUCGCCGGAGGGGUCCCCUGAGGCGGACGCGAAGGUGUUUGUGGAGGUGGGCUGGAAGGGCCCGAAGAUGUCGCCGCUGAGCUCGCUGCGGCGCGCUCAGAGACCGCCCCGGAACCAGACGCGGAAGGAGGCGCUAGCGACCGCCGUUGCCGCCCAGGCCGACGCGGAGGAUAGCGCCGCCGCCGUCGCUACGCCGGUGGCGGUGGCGUGGGAGGAGGAGUUCGAGAAGGACGCAACGCUCACGGCGACGUCGCACCGCGAGGUUGCCGCGUUCCAUCCGUGGGACGUCUCCUUCUCCGUCGUCAGUGAAUCAAAUAAAAUGUCAAAGAGCAAACUUAUUCUAGGAACUGCUUCGCUAAACCUAGCAGAUUACGCAUCUGCUGCUGAAGAGGAUAUCGAGAUAAUCCUACCAUUGUUGGUGCCCAAUGGUGCAACAGAGCUGGCCCCAUCACUCCAUCUAACUUUGAGCCUGGCAGAACUAAGAAUUCCUCGACAAUCACCUGAUGCUUCACAGCGUUCUGUUGUUAUUACGCCAUUGUCACCUUCCUCUGGUGACUCUGUUCCUUCUGGAAAAGAUGAGGUUUCUGUCAUUAAAGCAGGGCUGAGGAAUCUGAAAAUUCUAAGAAAUCUAGUAUCAACACGGAGAUUCAGAAAGACUAACCAAGACUAUGAUGGCAGUGAGGAGAAGUACUAUGUUCAUAGUGAUGGUGCAGAGUUUUCUUGUGAUACUGACUCUCUUGAUGAUGAUCUGGAUGAUAGAGAGCAGGAUGAUGACUUAGGGGGUUCAACUGUAAGGAAGUCCUUCAGCUAUGGCUCACUGCAUGCUAUGAAUGUCGGUGCCCUACUUUAUGCACCUAGGUUUGAUGGAGAUGAUGAGGGUUGGGUACAUUACAGUCACCGAAAUUCCGAUGCUAGUUAUCAUGUUGAGCAAGUGCCCUUGUCCACUGAUGAGGAGCGUAUUUCCAUACCUGUCCAGCGAAAGAGGAGCAUACUUCCAGUUCGAUGGAGAAAGACAAAAUUGCCAAAGGCUAAAGGGGAGCCUUUGUUGAAGCCAUAUGGAGAAGAGGGAGGUGAUGAUAUUGACUAUGAUCGGCGGCUGUUGACCUCUUCUGAUGGAUCUGUUUCAGAGGGAUCAAAUGGCUCUACUAAUAGUAUGAUGUCGGUAUUCGGUGAUGAUGAUUUUGUUGUGGGGAACUGGGAGUCAAAGGAAGUAUUUAGUCGUGAUGGCCACUUGAAGCUUUCUACACAGGUGUUCUUUGCGUCAAUAGACCAGAGAAGCGAACGAGCUGCGGGGGAGAGUGCCUGCACAGCACUUGUGGCUGUUAUUGCAGACUGGUUCCAAGCAAACCAGAACGUGAUGCCAAUCAGGUCACAGUUCGACAACCUCAUCCGAGAAGGCUCUCUAGAAUGGAGGAAACUCUGUGAGAAUGAGACCUAUAGAGAGCGCUUUCCGGACAAGCACUUCGAUCUUGAAACAGUCCUUCAUGCAAAGAUCCGCCCACUCACUGUUGCUCCCAGCAAGUCAUUCAUUGGGUUCUUCCAUCCUGAAGGUACUGAGGAUGUAAGCGGAUUUGACUUCCUUGAUGGUGCUAUGUCUUUCGAUAACAUCUGGGAUGAGAUAAGCCGAGCUGCGGAGUGCUCCACCGAGAAACCUACUCUAUACAUUGUCAGUUGGAACGACCACUUUUUCGUCCUCAAGGUUGAAACUGGUGCGUAUUACAUCAUCGAUACACUUGGUGAGAGGCUGUCUGAAGGUUGCAACCAGGCAUACAUCUUGAAGUUUGAUGACAACACCAUGAUUCAUAGAGUGCCUACUGAAAAGAAGGAAGCAAAUCCUGAUUCCAGUGAACGGCUGAAGGAUUCUUUGGAGAGCUCCUCAACUGAGCAGGACAGUGGAACUGACUCCGAAGAGUGUGAGCUCGUGUUGAAGGGUAUGGACACGUGCAAGGAGUACAUCAAAAGCUUCUUGGCUGCCAUCCCGAUCCGGGAGCUGCAGGCUGACAUCAAGAAGGGUCUCAUGGCAUCAACUCCGCUGCACCACCGCCUCCAGAUUGAGUUCCAUUACACGGAAUCAUGCCCUAAAGAAAUCACCAUGCCUGCUCCACUCCCCUCAUCUGAAGUCGCUUUCGAGUUUUGUUGGCCUGAGCCACCACCACCACCUGCCAUGGAGGUUGCCGUAACCCAUCCACCUGCCAUGGAGGUUGCCGUAACCCAUGCGGUCGCCGUUAUCUAGCUAGCCUUGGCUGCUGAAACCUAGUGCACUGGCUGCUUAGUUUAACAUAUAGAGAGCUGCGUUUUUCAAGGCGAAUUGUGAAAUGGACCAGAUCGAAGAUUUGGCUUCGUUUCUAGUUUGCUCCGUUUGCUGUCUAAUUAUGACGAACUGACUAGUAUAGCUUAACUGUCUUUUGGUGUGUGUGUGUUUCCCCACUUCUUCCAGGCUUUUGGGAGCUUUCAUUUUGUAAAGAAAGAAAUGGUGUUUGCUCCUGCAUAUCUUCACCUGUGAAGUGAGUUUGCUGGACUUGUAAUCCUUGCAACAUUAUCACUAUGUUAAUUAUCUCCUGUUCUCCUCAAAUACACUUGUCUUCUGGUUCAAGCUUCCAUAUUCUCAAGAGACAUUUGCAAUUUGACA
Phragmites australis (common reed) is the source of this 3153-nucleotide messenger RNA. RefSeq lists its product as uncharacterized. NCBI's taxonomy places the organism in Eukaryota, Viridiplantae, Streptophyta, Magnoliopsida, Poales, Poaceae. Bases 418 to 2757 code for a protein of 779 amino acids. The transcript is spliced from 4 exons. The record is from RefSeq and is a predicted model, not a curated record.